UUGAAAAAAAUCUUAAAUUGUUUUUGACAUUUUAAAAAUAAUGGUACAAUAACAAAUAAAAAGCCAUUUGACAUUACAUUGAAAAAUAAAGUAACAAAUAUAGUUCCUUGGAAAUCCUUGAAUUUCCAUUUGUCCAUGAAAUUCUUUGAAAGCCCCUCAGUCCUUGAAAGUCGAUGAAAAUCAAUCAAGACUUUAAAGGGUUUUUGGUUGUAUUUUUAUUUUUUUAUUUUAUUUCCCUUUUUUGUUUAUUUUUCUAAUUUUUCUAACAUUUUUUAUAUUUUAAAUUUUAACCCAAACCCUGACCCCAAACCUUUCCCUGAACAAUUUUAUUUUUAUUUGUAAUUCAUUCUUAUUUGUAUAAUUUUUUCAUUUUGAUUUUUUCCAUACAUUUAUCUAUUGUUAUUUUUUUUUUUUAAAUUAUAAAUUUAAAAUUGAAAUAACAAAUAAAAUGAAAAUUAACUCUAAAUGUGUUUAUUUUUAUAUUAUUUGUUUAAUUUGUUUUUAAUUUAUUUUAUUGGUUCGAUUGGCUGACAACAUUCAUCUUGUGCAGGGAAAAAAAGAAAAAAAAAAAAAGCAACGCUGGUUGCUGUCAUCAUCUGCACUCUGUGCUGCUGCCACUGAUGCUGCUGCUCUCGUGGUCUGACCGUCUCUCAUGUUUGUGCUCACUGUUGGAUUAAGUGCACGAUGCAGCUCCUCAUCGUCUCCGUCCUGCUGCUCUCCUCCACUUCAGGUCUGGCUCUGCAGAUCCAGUGUUACCAGUGUGAGGAGACGACACACGACUGCUCCACCGCCGACUUCAUCGUCAACUGCACAGUCAACGUUCAGGACAUGUGUCAGAAGGAGGUGCUGGUGAAGGAGGACGGAAUACACUACCGCAAAUCCUGCGCCUCCUCCGGCGCUUGUCUCAUCGCGUCGUCGGGUUACCAGCAGUUUUGCACCGGCAAACUCCACUCCGUGUGCAUCACCUGCUGCACCACCCCGCUGUGUAACGGACCACGGCAGAAGAAGAGAGCCCCGCCCUCGGCUGCCCCCCCCCUGACCACACCCCAGCUCCCGGUGUUCUCCCUCGGUGUCGUCCUGCUGCAGCUGCUGCUGCUGAGGCACACGCAUGCUGACGGCUACACGCACACGCACACGCACGGUGACGGUGACGCUGACGACGACCUGCGGUCACAGGUGAAGACAAGCUCAGCUGCUGGUCACACUGUGGAAACCUGA
Messenger RNA from Cynoglossus semilaevis (tongue sole), 1218 nucleotides. Its product is annotated as ly6/PLAUR domain-containing protein 1. The record is from RefSeq and is a predicted model, not a curated record. Gene Ontology annotation, molecular function: acetylcholine receptor inhibitor activity. NCBI's taxonomy places the organism in Eukaryota, Metazoa, Chordata, Actinopteri, Pleuronectiformes, Cynoglossidae. Bases 685 to 1218 code for a protein of 177 amino acids. Gene Ontology annotation, biological process: acetylcholine receptor signaling pathway. The transcript is spliced from 3 exons.